GCUGGAUCAUACGAGUUGUUGCAUGAUUGGCGCAAGGCAGGAUACAUCGGCAUGUUGUCUGCUGCCUACGAGCAGAACGGGAAGUCUCGUGCAGGUGGCAUUACUAUGGGCACUUUGAAGAAGUAUAAGGUUCAGUCGAUGCGGCAUUUGGCGUCGUCGCCAUCGGACCAGGUCGGGCUUCGUGACCUGGAUCGGCGUCCAGAGGCCAUGCCAGGCAUCGAUUUCCGUGAUAUGGUGGCUAUGCAGCUACGGGCCCAGGGCCAGUCGUUGUUGAUCGUUGGUGUGUACAUGACCUCUUCGAUCGGGCCGAAGGCAAACGCUCCCAAGCUCGCUAACGUUGGCACUUUGGUUUCGACGGUGCAAGGGCCGUGGCUAGCCAUCGGUGACUGGAAUAUGACCCCAAAAGAGUUAGCUGGUACGGGGUGGUUGGGUCUUGUGAAUGGCAGUGUGAUCGUUCCGUCUAACACUGAUUACACGUGCACGUUGGGUUCAGGGCGCAUGUUGGAUUAUAUCGUGGCUUCUCCGCAUGCAUUGCCGUGGGUCGAGUCUCUCUCAGCGGAUUUUCAGGCGGUGGAGGGGGCGGGCAAGGCCCAUUAUGGGCUCCAGCUCAGCCUCAACUUCGACGCCUGCCGUGCCAGAGCGUGGCUCAUGAGGCGCAAGCUGGCCAUCAAGAGCCCGCCCCCGUUGCAGUACGCCCUUUUUGAUGAGGAGGAUGACGAGUUUUUCACGGACGGGGAGGACACGGACGUCCCUGAAGAUGAUGAUGAUGUGCAGGUGGCCGUCUCUGAUUCGGAAGUGGACACGUAUGCCUCGACUCAGUUGGAGUGGUCGUCGGAGGCGAAGGAUCUGUUGUGGCAGCAG
Molecule: messenger RNA, 861 nt
Organism: Prorocentrum cordatum
Lineage: Eukaryota; Dinophyceae; Prorocentrales; Prorocentraceae
Source: the annotation of a GenBank genome assembly